AUGGAAGCUUAUCACUGUAAAGACUGUGAUUUUACGACGCAACUGACACUUGUGUUUAAACAACACAUUAAUAAACAUCACGGCCCUAAGAGAGAAUCUAGAGAGGAAACAUCUAGUGAGAAAACAUCUAGUGAGGAAUCAUUUAGUGAGGAAUCAUCUAGUGAGGAUUCCAGCAUAGAAAACUACGGGUGCGCAAUAUAUUACUUUGAGCCAAAUCUAUCGUUGAAGUCGUUUCAGCAUACUUCAGCAUCCACGGGAACCGAAGAAAAUCUUCCAAGUGUGAGUUCCUUGAAAGAUAAUGCCACAGACAAUUCCGACAUCAAGCAAACUGACGAAAUACUGUAUUAUUGUGCCGAAUGUCCCUACCAAUGUAAAGCCAAAGUAUAUUUAAAUAAGCACAUUAAGGCUUUCCAUUCCCACAGUUGGUAUGCAUGCGACAAGUGUCCAUUUAAAAGCAGAUGGGAAGGAAAUUUAAGACGCCACAUAAAUACACUCCACUUAGAUGAACAUGAAGUUAAAUGGUACAACUGCCAAAAAUGUCCAUUCAAGACCAAAACAAAAUCGAAUUUAAAACAACACAUAAUUGCCAGACAUUUAGACGACACAAAAAUUAAGUGGUACGAAUGUCAAAACUGUUCCUACAGAGCCAAAACGGCGAAAUAUUUAAGAAAUCAUAUAAUUUAUAAUCAUUUGGAUGAUGAAGAAAUUAAGUGGUACCACUGCAAAAGUUGUUCAUUCAAAGCUAAAAGAAAAGAUAAUUUAAAAAAACAUGUAAAGAUCCAUUUGAAGAUCAAAUAG
Molecule: messenger RNA, 798 nt
Organism: Zophobas morio
Lineage: Eukaryota; Metazoa; Arthropoda; Insecta; Coleoptera; Tenebrionidae
Product: zinc finger protein 711-like
Exons: 1
Coding region: 1-798 (265 amino acids)
Biological process (GO): regulation of transcription by RNA polymerase II
Molecular function (GO): RNA polymerase II transcription regulatory region sequence-specific DNA binding; DNA-binding transcription factor activity, RNA polymerase II-specific
Source: RefSeq, a predicted model, not a curated record